Molecule: messenger RNA, 1689 nt
Organism: Exophiala aquamarina CBS 119918
Lineage: Eukaryota; Fungi; Ascomycota; Eurotiomycetes; Chaetothyriales; Herpotrichiellaceae
Exons: 1
Coding region: 1-1689 (562 amino acids)
Source: RefSeq, a predicted model, not a curated record
AUGCCCGAUGAAAAAUGGAGGGAUGAAUUGCAAGAGUACGCGCUUCUUGUGGAAGCAGUUUCGAGUGGAGAUAGAUCAAAGGUUGUCAAACUCUUCGGCGACUACAUUCUACGGAAAAAGGCCCAAGAGGCAGAAGAAGCCGAAGCAGCAGCCGAGGAAGAGUAUAAUGGCGACGAAUACGAGCAAGGCGAUCUUGACCUAGAUGGUAACUACGGAGAAGAAUACAACGAAGACGAAUACGAUCCCUACUACCAAGAAGACGAUGAAAAUGGUGAAGGCGACUACAAUCACCCAGCACAAACGAAGAGAGUCAGAUUUGCGGAGGAGGAGGAAGAAGAAGAAGAAGAAGGGGGAGGAGCUGAAUACUAUGACGAAGAUGGAAAUCUGACGUAUGGCGAUCAAGAUUAUGAAUACACUGGUGAAGAAGAUGGCCUGUAUGGACAAGACUAUAACCAGGAUGAGUACGAUGACGGAGAAGAUGGCGGCGCUUACAUGUCUGGAGCAUUGCCUUCAACAAACGAAGAGACCAGCAACUACUACGACGAGGAAGAAUAUGGCGAUGAUUACGGCUACGACGACGGUACUGGGGCAUAUGAGCAGGAAGACCUGCUGCAGAACGAUGCGUAUGAGACCCCGGACCAAGUCCCGUACAAUGACUACUUCGGAUCGCAUGUAGAAGCCAAUACAUAUGGGGGAAAUGGAUACUACGAUCUGACUCCAGAAAAUGGCAUCCAUGACUACAACAUGAAUCAGCAGAAUGGAGGUGAGUGGAAGAAAGCCUUUCGUGAGAACGAACAGGUCACAGAUGAUCAAGUACAGGAACAUGGCAUCAACAACGAUACAGAUGAUCUUGGUCAGCCGUACCCUGAAGAUAUGAUGAUGCCGGACGAAGUCGAACUCAACGACUUGCUCAGUCGCCUGCAGCAAGGAACUAUUGGCCCCGACUUCAAUGAUCCGUAUGUAGAGGAGGAUGAGGAUGAGUUCCACGCAAAUCAACAUCAUGAAGCUGAGGAGGAUCAAUAUCAUGAAGGUGGCGAGGAGGACGAUGAGGAUGAUCUGGAAGGAGAAUCACAGAGAGAGACCUUCGGUGGACACGCGUCCGGCGAGGACCACAUGGCUGGUGUCUCAACCCCACAUAACGAUGAAGAUGCUGGAACUUCCCGCCAAGCUCCGUACCCAGACGAUGAGGAGUCUGUCUAUGACGAUGAGGAUGUUGAAGACUUUGACUUCUGGGAUGAUGAAGAUCCUGCAGAUGAAGCCAACAUUACAGGGUACUCUGAAGACCUCAACCAGCUACAACAGCAGUACUGGGGUGAUGAAGAUGACGACGAAUAUGAAGAGGACCCUGCACAGCAAUUUGAAGAAGAAGGAUUUUGGGAAAAUCCUGUUCGCCCUCACUAUGACGAGGACGUGGUGCCAUUCCCAGGCUUCCACCGAACAAUCAGCAACGAGCGAGUUUUGCCAUAUGCAUUAAUGCCCGGCGACCAAUUCGACGAAAACAUACAACGUGAUCCUGUGAAGGAGGUCAACCCGCAUUACAACGUAUUUGACGCCGGUCAGAGAUUUUACGACCACUACAGCAGUUCCACGGAGGAUUCGAAAGUGGACGCAAGAAAGAGUAUUCAGAGACCAAACCUUCAUCCCAUGUCUCUGGUGGACAAGUUCAAGGAGAGGCUCUAUGCAAGCUGA